Molecule: messenger RNA, 684 nt
Organism: Galleria mellonella (greater wax moth)
Lineage: Eukaryota; Metazoa; Arthropoda; Insecta; Lepidoptera; Pyralidae
Exons: 1
Coding region: 1-684 (227 amino acids)
Biological process (GO): DNA integration
Molecular function (GO): nucleic acid binding
Source: RefSeq, a predicted model, not a curated record
AUGCAUAAGCAGAAGUUGCGAACGCAGAUUAUGGCAGCACUUCCACCGGAACGCUGCAACUUCGCUCUGCCUUUCACUAUCACAGGUGUCGAUUUUGCUGGGCCUUUUCAGAUAAAGGCGUCCAUGCUAAGGUCUCCCACUCUCAUGAAAGGCUAUGUGGCUGUCUUUGUCUGUUUUACGACAAAAGCAGUACACCUUGAGCUAUGUACCAAUCUGACGACGGAGGCUUUUCUCGCGGCAUUUGCUCGCUUCGUCGGACGACGUGGCUUUCCAUCAAAAAUCAUGAGCGAUAAUGGCAAAACAUUUAUCGGAGCUCAAAGAGCCACAGAAAAACAGUUUGUGGAUUUCUUUAAACAAGUAUCACCUGACAUCGUACAAAAGUACGCCCCCCAAGGUAUCAAUUGGCAAUUUAUACCCCCAAGCGCUCCUCAUAUGGGUGGUUUAUGGGAAUCAGCUGUAAAAAGCUUCAAAUCCCACUUAAAAAAGGUAGCUGGAAACUACAAAUUUAAUUACGAAGAAUUUACAACACUAUUAAAUCGAAUUGAAGCCGUUCUCAAUUCACGGCCACUCACAGUACUAUCGCAAGACCCCUCAGAUUUCACCGCCUUAACUCCAGGGCAUUUUCUAAAGGAGCACCCAUUCUGGCCACACCUGAGCCAGGCGUGGAGUCGCUAUCCUUAUUAA